Messenger RNA from Priceomyces carsonii, 531 nucleotides. RefSeq names its product Arc18p (gene ARC18). Gene Ontology annotation, cellular component: Arp2/3 protein complex; cytoskeleton. The record is from RefSeq and is a predicted model, not a curated record. The transcript has a single exon. Gene Ontology annotation, molecular function: actin filament binding. Lineage: Eukaryota; Fungi; Ascomycota; Pichiomycetes; Serinales; Debaryomycetaceae. Gene Ontology annotation, biological process: Arp2/3 complex-mediated actin nucleation; regulation of actin filament polymerization. Bases 1 to 531 code for a protein of 176 amino acids.
AUGCCGGCAUAUCACUCUACAUUUCUAGGUGAGGAAGGGGCAGAUAGCAGAAAAAUUGGGAAUUUGGCUCUUUUACCAAUUCAUUCGAAGUUCAGGGGCCCUGCUUUCCCCCCUGAUCAAGAUUAUGACAUUGUCGAAGAAGUUCUUGAUUUAUUUAGAGCCAAUUCAUUUUUCAAAAACUUCGAAAUAAAGGGACCAGCAGAUAGAUUGUUAAUUUACGGGAUUUUGUUUGUGAGUGAUUGUUUAUCAAAACUAAACAAAUCGGUGAGUUACAGAGAAGCAGUAAGGAUUUUGAAUAAUUUGUCUUUAGAUAGUUUUGCAUUGCCUGGAGAGAUUGGAUUCCCAUUGAAUUCUAUGUAUCAGCCACCUGCGAACAAAAAUGAAGCUGAUUUAUUGAGGUCCUAUUUACAGCAGUUUAGACAAGAAUUGGCUGAUAGAUUAUUAAAGAGAAUAUAUAAAGAUGAUGAAACAACUCCUAGCAAAUUUUGGUUAGCUUUCACAAGAAGAAGAUUUAUGAACAGAAGUUUAUAG